Molecule: messenger RNA, 2698 nt
Organism: Paraglomus brasilianum
Lineage: Eukaryota; Fungi; Glomeromycota; Glomeromycetes; Paraglomerales; Paraglomeraceae
Source: the annotation of a GenBank genome assembly
AUGUUAAAUUUUCAAUUAUGGAACAAAAGAGAGAAGUUUACGUCACAGAUGACAGUUAUAGGAAGAGCCAUCGGGCAGGCACUAGAAUACCAGCUCAAGCUUAGACCUAUACAAUGUUGUCGGACGAUGUUGUUUGCUGAACUUGUGGCAGAUAAACCGUAUUCUGCAAUCAGCACAAAAGUUCUAAUGCGCUCUUAUCAACGUUCAUCGGUCAUUCAAAAAUCCAAUGACGGAAAAUCUUUGAUUGUUCAUAUUGAUGGUUGUGCAAUCAAUAAUGGCCAACCUGAUGCUCGAGCUGGUAUAGGUGUAUUUUGGGGUGAAGAUGAUCCAAGGUUUUUGAACAAAUUACUCUUCGUAUUAGCUGUUUUGGUGAAUGAUUCUAUGAUUAAUCUUAAUAUUGUGCCUACCCUUGAUGAUAGGAACUUGAAUGAACCAUUGGAAGACGGUAGACAAACAAAUCAAAGAGCUGAAAUUAUGGCAGCAAUCCGUGCCUUGGAAACUUGUAAUGAUACAAAAUCGGCUUUGUUAGUGUGCACUGACAGCAUCUAUUUAAAGAAGGCGUACCAAAAGUGGAUAACGAAGUGGGAAGCGAAUGAAGAAAAGAAUGAGAACGGUGGAUGGAAGACAUCGAACAACAAACCAGUGGCAAACGAAGAUUUGUUCCGAAGGUUGAUCGCGCUUAUUAGGUCAAGAGAAGGAGUGGUUAAUAUUAAAUGGGUGAAGGCACACCACAAAUCGAAGGCUAAUAUUGCAGCAGACAAACUGGCCAAUCUGGGCGCAUCGAAGAGUAGUAAUACUGCUACCGCUUCGGCUGCAGCUAAAUUAGACUCUAUCGUCAAGAAACCCAAAAGGCAAGCUGUCAACUGUGAGAAGAAGGAUCAGGACAAGAUCUAUUUAUUGCUGUCAUCUCUGUCAAAUGCCUCUUCUAUUGCUAACGCUGGCUCACCAUCUAUCAAUGCUAAUGGCAGUAGUUUAACAAAAAAAACUGAUGGGAGUGUAAAUAUGAUGAUGCAUGAAGCUCAGGAGGUAGGCAAGGUGGCGACAGAUCAAGAGAUGUGGGUAUUAUCACCGAUGGGCGAAUGUCUUACUUUUAUCUCUUCCUUCCCUAAAAUACUAAGCGGUCUAUGCCAAUUUAAAAAGAACUUGUUAUCGAACUAUGAUAUCCAAGUUUAUGGCUUCAUAUCAAUUUAUCAAACAUUAUUAGCUGCUGUUCAUUACGGAUGGAAUCAAGAGAGUCAGAUAAUCUCUCACUUGUCCGAGAGUAGUGGCGACCUUUACUCAUGCUUGCUUGUUAACCAAAUGUGGAGCGAAUGCGCUGUUGUGCAUCUAUGGCAUACACCUUUCUAUUGGAGCGGUCAUAAAGCAGGUGCAAUGGUAAAGUCGUUUUUACAGCUACUACCAAGUGAUUGUUUUGAAGAUUUGGAAUAUUUAAUGGGAAUUCACAUGCCACCUCGGAAUACACAACCGACGUUUAGCUAUCUAAGUUUUAUUCGUACAAUGAAAAUUAUCUAUUGCAUUAAUGCAGUAGAAUUCUAUCUUGACAUAGUCAAUGCUAUGAUAGGUCUGGACAGUUUCUCUGAAACGGAUACACGGUUAUUGCUUUUGCGAUUGUGCAAGGGAAUUGUCGCAAACUGUCCUUCAUUAAGGGAAAUUGAUUUGACAGGUCUAAGUUUCGAUGACAAAUUUCACAGCUAUAAAUGGACCGCCAAAUCCUGGAAUUUUUUUAACGUCGGAGGCAUAAAACCCAAUCUCGGGCAGUUGAAGCGGCUCGAUUAUUCACAAGAAUUCCAUCCAGAUAUUCUCCAUAGUGCUGCAGAGUGCUUAACUAGCCUUGAAUUUUUCAAAUUUGAUUGGUCAUAUUACACUUCAUGUGUUAAUGAUGCCAUAUGGUGUGAUGCUGUUGGCAAACUUAUAUGUAACCAAAGAAAUUUAAAGGCUGUACAACUCAACCUCGAUUUUAAGCCUCAAGAAAUUAGCUUACAGCAAAUCGGAAGUGCAUUAAGCACUCAAGCAAGGAGUCUAGAAAGAGUUGAGAUACCUUAUGCUAAUUCAGAUAUUUAUUACAUAAUCAAUGCUUGUGCUCUAUGUACAAACCUUUAUUAUGUUGAACUGUCUAAUUGCAUGUUAUGCCCACAAUCUCCUUUGCAGUUAGCAUCAGAUGCAUUUUCUAAUCUUGGUAUUCUUAAACUUGAGACUGUUUCAACCAAUGAUUAUGGUAUUUAUGCACUGCUUGGAAAUGUAAAAUCAUGCUUGGAAAUUCUGUCUGUAAAACGUGUUAAGGGUAUAUGUUUUGAUAUAAACUUGUGGAAAGAGUGUGCCAUAUGUACACCAAGCCUUACUGAUUUGGACAUUAUACUGGAACCAGGAGAGACUGUCUUAUUGCUACAAAACGUUCUGCCCUUAUGGCAACAUCUAAAUAGGUUGUCCAUUUGUAUUUGGAGAAUUUAUUCUUGUUAUCAAGGUUAUGAAUUACUGUCAAAGUCAUUAUCAUUGCUUGGAUCAAAUUUACCAAGUACAGUGAAAUUUCUCAAGCUAGAUAUUUUUUAUCAACUACCAUGGUCAGCAUUUAAUACAUUUUUAUCUACCUGUUCAGCAAAGCUUGAAUCAUUCUAUAUUUUAAUUGAUGAUAUUAAUGAUGACUUUGUUAAGAAUCUAUUAGAACAUAUGGGAGACAGUUUAAAGUCAAUUUACUUAGAAG